This is a messenger RNA of Camelus dromedarius (Arabian camel), 6069 nucleotides long. RefSeq names its product mitogen-activated protein kinase kinase kinase 2 (gene MAP3K2). The transcript is spliced from 17 exons. Gene Ontology annotation, molecular function: ATP binding; MAP kinase kinase kinase activity; protein binding. Gene Ontology annotation, biological process: protein phosphorylation; cellular response to stress. The record is from RefSeq and is a predicted model, not a curated record. Lineage: Eukaryota; Metazoa; Chordata; Mammalia; Artiodactyla; Camelidae. Bases 547 to 2409 code for a protein of 620 amino acids.
GUAGUGGCGGCCGGGCUGCCCUCCGCAGCGGCGCCUGACGCGGGUGGUGCGCUCGCGGGGUGCGGCGUUCGGGGGUCGUGCGAUUCGCGGCGGCGGCGUGGACGACGACGACCAGGAGGUCCGGCGCCUCCAGCCGCGGAGUCGCCGCUCCCUCCCCUUCUCCGGCCUCUGGCGGCGCCUGGCCCGCGGCUUCCUCCUUUCCUGCCCGGCUUCCCGCGGGCCUCGGGGCCGCGGCGGCGAGAAGCACCGAGGGGCGCCGAGAGGCCCCCGCCGGCCGCCGCAGUCCACGCGCCCGCUACCCCGCCCGGCCCGGGCUCCAUGUGAAGGAGGGCCGGGCCUGGCCCCUCGGCCCGCGUCCGACUCCUCGUGCGCCCCUCCGGCCCCUAGGGGCCCGCGGCCUCCCCGGACCGGGGGGGCGCGGUGACAGGCCGCGCGGGGGCGGAGGGGUGGGCCUGCGGCUCCCUGGGUCCCCGCGGAGCGGCCGGCAGUAAAGAAUGCUGAUGGGAGAAUCAUUUCCCUAAUUUUCAAAUUGUUGAGCUGGUUGCCAUGAUGGAUGAUCAGCAAGCUUUGAACUCAAUCAUGCAAGAUUUGGCUGUUCUUCAUAAGGCCAGCCGACCAGCAUUAUCCUUACAGGAAACCAGAAGAACAAAAUCUUCAUCACCAAAAAAGCAGAAUGAUGUCCGAGUCAAAUUCGAACACAGAGGAGAAAAAAGAAUCCUUCAGUUCCCCAGACCAGUUAAACUGGAAGAUCUGAGGUCUAAAGCUAAAAUUGCCUUUGGACAGUCUAUGGAUCUGCAUUAUACCAACAAUGAGUUGGUAAUUCCAUUAACCACCCAAGAUGACUUGGACAAAGCUGUGGAACUGCUGGACCGGAGUAUUCAUAUGAAGAGCCUCAAGAUACUGCUUGUAAUAAAUGGAAGUUCACAGGCUGCUAAUUUAGAGCCAUUGCCAUCAUUAGAAGAUCUGGAUAACACAGUAUUUGGAGCAGAGAGGAAAAAGAGACUUUCUAUAAUAGGUCCCACUAGUAGAGAUAGAAGCUCCCCUCCCCCAGGAUACAUUCCAGAUGAAUUACACCAGGUUGCCCGUAAUGGGUCAUUUACCAGUAUCAACAGCGAAGGAGAAUUCAUUCCAGAGAGCAUGGACCAAAUGCUGGACCCAUUAUCUUUGAGCAGCCCUGAAAAUUCUGGCUCGGGAAGUUGUCCAUCACUUGAUAGCCCUUUGGAUGGAGAGAGCUAUCCAAAGUCGCGAAUGCCUAGGGCACAGAGCUACCCAGAUAAUCAUCAGGAAUUCUCAGACUAUGAUAACCCUAUCUUUGAGAAAUUUGGAAAAGGAGGAACAUAUCCAAGAAGGUAUCACGUUUCAUAUCACCAUCAAGACUAUAAUGAUGGUCGUAAAACUUUUCCAAGAGCUAGAAGGACUCAGGGGACUAGCUUCCGGUCUCCUGUGAGUUUCAGUCCUACUGAUCACUCCUUAAGCACUAGCAGUGGAAGCAGUAUCUUUACCCCAGAGUAUGACGACAGUCGAAUAAGAAGAAGAGGAAGUGACAUAGACAAUCCCACUUUGACUGUGAUGGACAUCAGCCCACCCAGCCGCUCACCUCGUGCUCCAACCAACUGGAGACUGGGCAAACUGCUUGGCCAGGGAGCCUUUGGCAGGGUCUACCUCUGUUAUGAUGUUGAUACAGGAAGAGAGUUGGCUGUCAAGCAAGUUCAGUUUGACCCAGAUAGUCCUGAGACCAGCAAGGAAGUAAAUGCACUUGAGUGUGAAAUUCAGUUGUUGAAAAACUUGCUGCAUGAGCGAAUUGUUCAGUAUUAUGGCUGUUUGAGGGAUCCCCAAGAAAAAACACUUUCCAUAUUUAUGGAGUAUAUGCCAGGGGGUUCCAUUAAGGACCAAUUAAAAGCAUAUGGAGCUCUUACUGAGAAUGUGACUAGGAAGUACACCCGUCAGAUUCUGGAGGGUGUCCAUUAUUUGCACAGCAAUAUGAUUGUUCAUAGAGAUAUAAAAGGCGCAAAUAUUCUGCGAGAUUCAACAGGCAAUGUCAAACUAGGAGAUUUUGGGGCCAGCAAACGACUUCAGACCAUCUGUCUUUCGGGGACAGGAAUGAAGUCUGUCACAGGCACACCGUACUGGAUGAGCCCUGAAGUGAUUAGUGGAGAAGGCUAUGGCAGGAAAGCAGAUAUCUGGAGCGUGGGCUGCACGGUGGUGGAAAUGCUGACUGAAAAGCCCCCCUGGGCUGAAUUCGAAGCCAUGGCUGCUAUCUUUAAAAUCGCCACCCAGCCCACCAACCCCAAGCUGCCACCUCACGUCUCAGACUAUACCCGGGAUUUCCUCAAACGCAUCUUCGUGGAGGCCAAGCUGCGACCUCCCACUGACGAGCUUCUCCGGCACACAUUUGUGCACUAUCACUAGCGGCCUGAGACCUCUCCCGUGCCUCCGCCCAGCACCCAUCUGUCCGCUCACCUUCUCUCUGACUGCACUUUUCUUUUUUAUAAAAAAGAGAGAUGGGGAGAAAAAAAGACAAGAGGGAAAGUGUUUCUCUUGAUUCUUGGUUAAAUUUGUUUAAUAAUAAUAGUAACCUAAAUUUUUUAUAUUUAAUCUUUUUUUCCCUUACAAGAACUUGAAACUUUUUUUUAAUUUUUAUAAUGUACUGAUGUGGUUCAGAGAGAUAAAGCACUUUAGUACAUAGUCACUCUUUUUAGUACAAAAAAUCAUUUGGAAUACCUAAAGAUUGUAGAGUCUUUCCCUGUGUCACUGACGGAUGGAUGGUGAUGGGGAGACACAGACAACGAGGAGAAGAAAAUGAUGUAUAAUUUGUAGUUUUUAGUGAUAGUAUUUAAAACAGUCUCAUUUGUGAGGUCGAGCCCUAAACUUGAGUUUAGGGUAGGUACUCAACUUAAAGAAUAUAGGUUCCUUCUUAGAUCUGUGUUCUUUAGAUCCUAACCUCUGUCUACCAAGCUUUUUGCUCAGUAGGAAUCUUGAUAGAAAAUAUGACUCUCUAAGAGGUAUGUUUGUUAAUCCUAACCAGUAUAAUAAGCAGAUACACUAUAAUAGAUCCAAGUUACUGGAAUCUGUAAACCUUGAGGGAUAGCUUUCUGCUUUAAAAAAAAAAAAGAUACUGUUUUGUUUUAGAGCAGAUACGGGAAGUCAAUAAGCAAAUCCAAAUUAAAAGACGAAAGGAGAUUGCUCUAGUUAAAUGUGUGAGCAGUAGACUACAUUUGCCAGUCACCAGAAAUCAUGAAAUAGUGAAAAGAAGUCUUGUUUAGUGUAUUUUAAACUAUGUUCUUUACCUGAGGGGGAAGGUCUGAAAAUUAAGAGAAAGGAGAAAUGAUCAGAAUCACGUGUAUCUUCCUAGUUCUAAGCUCCUGAUUCCCCAUAGAUAAUAUACUUUAGGAACUAAGAGUUUAAUCCACAGUAUCCAUGUGUUAAAGCUUGUGUCAUGAGAUAAAACCCUUGUUCUUGGGAUCACAGAAUAUUAAAGCACCUCGGAAAGCAGUUACCGUGUAAAACAGUGGUUUUCAACAGCAGGGUGGGGAUGAUUUUGCUUAGCCUUUGGCAGUUCCUGGAGACAUCUGUGGUUGUCACAAGAUGCUAGAAGCAUCUAGUAGGUAGAGGCUGGGGAUGCUGCUAAAGGCAGACUGCAGUGCACAGGACAGCACCCCCCACCCCCGAGUGAAGAAUUAUCCUGCCCCAGCUGCUAAAAGUGUCGAAGUUGAGAAACCCUGAUGUAAAUACCAGCCCCAGUUAUAAACUGAGAACAGCCAUUUACAAAGCAGUUUCCUUGCAAAAAGUAAUUUUUAGAGAGAAAGUGAUACGACAUGUAAUAAGGGUUUUACAGGAGCAGGUACCACUACUUCAAGUCAAGGACGAAUGAUCUCAGCAACAGCAAUCCUUUCCUUACGACUAAAUCGGUGACUUCUAUCUUAGAAACAAAAUGAACUUAAACACAGAGCCUACUGAACUCAGCCAUCUGUGCGUAUGCUUUCCUUAAAAGUUAAUUCGUAAUUGUGGGAAAAGAAAAGCAUGUCAAAACAAAGUAUUAACUACUUUAUAGGAAGGUUAAAAACUACCAGGGGUUCCUGGUAUAAUGCAUCCACCAAGAGCAAGGCCACAAGCAGAGAGAGGCAGCUGGGAAGCUCCCACUGUCUCCAAUGGACUUGUGCUGUUGAAAAACGUGAUUGAGACCAGAAUUUGGCCACUUGCAGUUUUUUCCAAUAUAUUAAAGCAAGUGCUGAGUACUUUGUUUUUAAAGUUCUAGAAUAUAGUAUUCUUCCUGGAGGCCCUAAAUGUGAUGCUUUUCAUGGGAUUCAUAAGGGACUCGGGUAUUUUAUUUUCUGCUAAAAGAUGUGCUUAUUUAGGAACUCUUUUAAGGUACUUUGUUUCUGAAGUUAGGUAGAUCUUGGUUUCCCAUAUCAAGGUCCUAUCUGGCAUUCCCUGUAGGAAUAUUUGAAAUUCCACUGGCUAGUGUGAGAAGAAGUCAAAGCACAAUGUAGUUGUUGAACCUUCUCCCAUACCCUUACGACGAAGGGAAGCAGCUUGCAAGGAAGACCAUGAAUCAGUGGCAUCCUCCCCCUGGAACAUCAGCUGCCAAGCCUUGUGCUGUAGACGUAGUCCCCAAGGAUGUGGAUCUAUUAUAAGUUCUUUAUCUUCUGUGAGUGAAAGCAUCUCUUCUACUUGAGCAAGAUCAUGGUAUCUGGACCAGUGGGCUUUUCCUUUGUCUUUGUGUUGUGUGGUUGUGAUUUCCUUUUGGCUCAUUUUUGGUCUGUCAGGGUAAUCAGCAGUGUAGGAUAUGACAUGCGUGCUCUUCAGAGAGAAAUCUUGGGAGACUGUGAAACCCGAAGCAAAAUUGUUUGCUUUUUUCAGUCUCUUUUUUUUUUCUUUUCAAAAUGCUAUAGAAAAUAAAAUCACCUGAAAAGAAACUACUACCUUAACACUGCUGCAGAAGACCUUUGUUUUAUAAGAAAAAUAUUAUUAGCUGUGGGAAAGUAUUCUUCUUUAUGUAAAGACUUAAAAAUAGACUAAUAGUUUACAGAGUUAUAUAAAAUGUGAUGUGAAUUUAUUUCAGACAAGAUGUAAAGGUACCAAAAACCACAAUAAAAGUUAAUAUAUAUUAAGAAUUACUAGAACAAAAAAGCUUAAUGUGGGGUGAGGUAUGGAAGACCAAAAGUAAAUUUAAAAAAGAAAAUUUUGAAAAGAAACACCUCUAUCAGUGGCAGUUAAAUACAACACUCCAAGUUUUUCCUUCUAGUAGUGGUAUGGAUCAACAAAUGAAAUUUGAACUUUUUAAGAUGACUCUAAAUGUAAAUUUUGUUUUUUAAAUGCACAACUGAUUCUUCUAUACUGUAAUGUUUCUUUGCUGAGGCUGGAAAAUGGCCGGGCUGCUGACUUUGUGCCUUUAAAAUGCGCUCUGCUUUGACAGUGGCAGACUUUUUGGUGCUGGAGAAGAUUCACUAGCAGUCUUUGUAUGUGCUUUUCAGGAAAUAUCUUUCUACUUAGGCCUUGAGAGUUUCAGAACAGCAUGACUUAGGCUUGGACCAAAUAUAAGAUCUUUUACAUUGCAAACAAAGGGUGCUGAAUAAAAGGGUUGAAGAAUACCACAAUGACUAAUGGAAAUUUUGAUGGUUGGUAAUUCUCUAAAACAUAUAUAAAAGUAUACAGACUUUAAAAUUUUCUGUAUGACUAUCUUGAAAAUUUUUCAAUUUUCCUCAUUUACAAAAUAUGUUUCUAACCUGAAAAAUGGUUAAAGACUACUGCCUUAGAAAGUUUUCAAAGGCACAGUCAACCUUACAUAAUUUAUAUAAGAGAUUGAAAUGUUAAUGCACAGGCUGAAUGGUAAAAGAAAAAUUACAGCUCAUUUCAUAGUAAAUUGAAUUGGCUUUUACUUGAGAGAGUCUCUGUCUUAUUCCCAGUAGAGACUACAGUAAAAAGGUGAAAUGAUUUCUUUAGAGUAGCUUUCUCUGCUACUUCAGCUCUUACACAUGUCAGGUCUGGUCUGUGGUAUUUCUGAGAUGGAGUUGUUAUGAGAGACUUGCAAUCACCAAAAAAAAAAAAAAAAAAAAAAAAAAAAUCAAA